AUUCUUCACCAUUCUUUACUGUCUUCUUCCUCAUCCAAUUCAAUCAGAGAAACAAACAAAAAUUCUUCCUCAAACAGAAAAUUCUUCCUCAUCCAAUCAGAGAAACAAACAGAAAAUCCUUACCGAAAAUCCCUCAUCUACGAACCCAAGAGCUGAAUUCGCGGCGAACCCCGCGCUUGGGUUCCGAGAUGAACCCAGCGUCUGGGUUCGUCGACGAACCCAAGAGCUGGGUUCACGACAAACCCCUGGGGUGGAAAGAAAAUUUCUUCUUUGUGGAUGACACCGAGUGGAGUAGGAGGGAUGCUGAAGUAGAACAGUUGUCUGCUUGGAAAGCGAAGAAAACCAAGCAGAACAACUAUAAGUUGAAUGAGGACGAGGUGGAUGAGGUGAAGAAGCUGGUGAGGGAAGAUGGGGACGUAGUGGAUAUCUUGUACCUCACCAGCCAGGAGGCGAUAGAUGCUACUGAGCUUUAUGGGCCAAGCUCAUUGAGUGAAGCUGAGAUGGAGGAGUUUACCAAUGCUGCUGGGGGGCUGCGCAUCCCCAAGAAGCCAAGGAAGAAGUCAACGACUUCAGCUGCGGCGAACAGAGGGGUGCCCGAGAGAGAGCGCCUGCCCAGCACUUCAGCCCGGGCCGUGGAGGUGCAGCCAAGGCCGGAGCCUGUGAUGGGGGGCAGCGAGGAUGUAAGCGAGGAGAUGGCACCGCUCCAGAGGAAGAAGAGGAGGGUGGCAGAGCUAGAAGGCAGGGUGGAUGAGGUGGUGGAGUUCAUGCCUCGACCUUCUCCUCCAGAAACCAUUCCUGAGAUCCAGGAGAGGGGAGAGGCCGAGGUGCGAGGCCUUAGUGGGGGCAGGGAGCGCACCCCACCCCACGCGUACCAGAAAGGUUUGUUUGAGGCGACAAACAUGACUGGGGUGAAGCACUUUCUCAACGCUACGCUUCCUGACAUGGAUAGGAUGCAAGCGAAGAACGAGGUGCUUAGCCAUGCGGGGUAUACCGUGGUGAGGCAUGCCCUAGAGAGUGCGAGCUGGACAAACGCUCUAGCGCAGGAAUAUACAGAGAGCGUUAGAGAUCGUGCCAGCUUGCAGAGGCAAUGCGAUGCCCUGCGAAAGGAGAAGGAGGAGCUUCAGAAGGAAAAGGGGGAGUUGCAGAAGAAAAACCAGCAGAUUCAGAGGAGGCUGGAUGAGGAAAAUUUGCGAAGAGAAGCUUGAGGCUCAAGACAAAUAUAUCGAGAGC
Molecule: messenger RNA, 1230 nt
Organism: Rubroshorea leprosula
Lineage: Eukaryota; Viridiplantae; Streptophyta; Magnoliopsida; Malvales; Dipterocarpaceae
Source: the annotation of a GenBank genome assembly